GGCGCGGGGCGUAGCGCGCUGUCCCUGACGCUGCUGUAUUAAACGGCUGCAGGCGGCGCGAACUGGUAGUGGGAUUUCUUCGGCUUAGGCUAUCUUGGCGGUCUUCCUCCGCUCGCUCACAUCCUCUGAAAGCUAAGCCGGCUACACCUUCUUCCUUCCCUCAGCUUGUACCCGCGUCCCUGCGACUCCGCCACCAUGUUCGAGGCGCGCCUGGUCCAAGGUUCCAUCCUGAAGAAGGUGCUGGAGGCACUUAAGGAUCUCAUCAACGAGGCCUGCUGGGACAUCAGCUCGAGUGGUGUGAACCUGCAGAGCAUGGACUCGUCCCAUGUCUCCUUGGUGCAGCUCACUCUGCGCUCCGAGGGCUUCGACACGUACCGCUGCGACCGUAACUUGGCCAUGGGCGUGAACCUCACCAGCAUGUCGAAAAUACUAAAAUGUGCUGGCAAUGAAGACAUCAUUACAUUAAGGGCUGAAGAUAAUGCGGACACCUUGGCACUAGUAUUUGAAGCUCCAAAUCAAGAAAAGGUUUCAGACUAUGAAAUGAAGUUAAUGGACUUAGAUGUUGAACAGCUUGGAAUUCCAGAACAAGAGUAUAGCUGUGUGGUAAAGAUGCCUUCUGGUGAAUUUGCACGCAUAUGCCGAGAUCUCAGUCAUAUUGGAGAUGCUGUUGUAAUUUCCUGUGCAAAAGAUGGGGUGAAAUUUUCUGCAAGUGGAGAACUUGGAAAUGGAAAUAUUAAGUUGUCACAAACAAGUAAUGUUGAUAAGGAGGAGGAAGCUGUUACCAUAGAGAUGAAUGAGCCAGUUCAGCUAACUUUUGCACUGAGGUACCUAAACUUCUUUACAAAAGCCACUCCACUCUCUCCUACAGUAACACUCAGUAUGUCUGCAGAUGUACCCCUUGUUGUAGAGUAUAAAAUCGCUGAUAUGGGACAUUUAAAGUACUAUUUGGCUCCCAAGAUCGAGGAUGAAGAAGGAUCUUAGGCAUUCUUAAAAUCCAAGAAAAUAAGACUAAGCUCUUUGAGAACUGCUCCUAAGCUACCAGCACAUACUUAAGUCUCUUCUUUGUACCUCUGAGUACAUAUGUAGAUAACAUUCUCUGUAAAUAACCUUGUUUUUCCUCCAUUCUCUACAGUUUGUUUAAAGAAUAAAGUCCAAAGCCAAAUAUGGUCUUAACCUAGAAGUACUUCUGCCUUACCUAGAAAUACUCUUCAUGAUUUUUAUAAACAAAAGGAUUCUGACUCUAAAUGCAGUUUUGUUUUCAGAUUAAAUAAAAGUUAUUUGAAUUUCAA
Messenger RNA from Camelus dromedarius (Arabian camel), 1289 nucleotides. RefSeq names its product proliferating cell nuclear antigen (gene PCNA). The transcript has 6 exons. The coding region runs from base 196 to 981 and encodes 261 amino acids. Gene Ontology annotation, biological process: regulation of DNA replication; leading strand elongation; translesion synthesis. The record is from RefSeq and is a predicted model, not a curated record. Gene Ontology annotation, cellular component: PCNA complex. Gene Ontology annotation, molecular function: DNA binding; DNA polymerase processivity factor activity. Lineage: Eukaryota; Metazoa; Chordata; Mammalia; Artiodactyla; Camelidae.